CCCCCUUCCCCCCACAUCUCGGGCCUGGUCCGCCUCUGGCGUCUGUGCUGGGAUCCCAGGCGUGGUCUCUGGGCCGGGUCUAGCGACCCUCCACUUUUUUUUUUCUUACCCGGAAAAGCGGCGACCGGAGGAGCGAAGGUGGCUCUUGGGAAUUGACUCAAGCCUUCGGGGCGGUGGGGAGAGCAGCAGGAGGAUGAGCUCCCCGGGCACCGAGAGCGCAGGGAAGAGCCUGCAGUGCCGAGUGGACCACCUGCUCAGCGCCGUGGAGAGCGAGCUGCAGGCGGGUAGCGAGAAGGGCGACCCCACGGAGCGCGAGCUGCGCGUGGGCCUGGAGGAGAGCGAGUUGUGGCUGCGCUUCAAGGAGCUCACCAACGAGAUGAUCGUGACCAAGAAUGGCAGGAGGAUGUUCCCGGUGCUGAAGGUGAACGUGUCGGGGCUGGACCCCAACGCCAUGUACUCGUUCCUGCUGGACUUCGUGGCGGCGGACAACCACCGCUGGAAGUACGUGAAUGGGGAGUGGGUCCCCGGGGGCAAGCCGGAGCCGCAGGCGCCCAGCUGUGUCUACAUCCACCCGGACUCGCCCAACUUCGGAGCCCACUGGAUGAAGGCGCCAGUGUCCUUCAGCAAAGUCAAGCUCACCAACAAGCUCAACGGAGGGGGGCAGAUCAUGCUGAACUCCUUGCACAAGUACGAGCCUAGGAUUCACAUCGUGCGAGUUGGGGGGCCACAGAGAAUGAUCACCAGCCACUGCUUUCCUGAGACCCAGUUCAUAGCUGUAACUGCCUACCAGAAUGAGGAGAUCACAGCUCUUAAAAUUAAAUACAAUCCAUUUGCAAAAGCUUUCCUUGAUGCAAAGGAAAGAAGCGAUCACAAAGAUCUGACGGAGGAGCCUGGGGAUGGCCAUCAGCCGGGGUACUCCCAAUCAGGGGGGUGGCUUAUUCCGGGCACCAGCACCCUCUGCCCACCUGCCAGCUCCCACCCUCAGUUCGGAGGCACUCUCUCCCUCCCCUCCACACAUGGCUGUGAGAGGUACCCGGCCCUGAGGAACCACCGCUCAUCGCCCUACCCCAGCCCGUACGGUCAUCGGAACAAUUCUCCAACCUACACUGACAAUUCGUCAGCAUGCUUAUCCAUGCUGCAGCCCCAUGACAACUGGUCCAGUCUCGGAGUGCCGGCCCAUACCGGCAUGAUCCCCAUGAGCCACAGUGCCAGCUCACCUACUGGCUCCAGCCAGUACCCUAGCCUGUGGUCUGUGAGCAAUGGCACAAUCUCUCCAGGCUCCCAGACAGCCGGAGUGUCCAACGGGCUGGGAGCCCAGUUCUUUCGAGGCUCCCCAGCACACUACGCACCCCUGACCCACGCUGCCACGACCUCUGCUUCCCCACUGUACGAAGGAGCUGCCACAGUCACAGACAUUCCUGACAGCCAGUAUGACGCCUCGGCCCAAGGCCGCCUCAUCGCCUCAUGGACACCUGUGUCACCUCCAUCUAUGUGAAUUAAACCUUUGUCUUAUACGUGCAAAGACUUGUUGUGGCAAACAGUGUUGAUCACAUCCAUCCAGUAGGUACAACAUGGCAGGCUCUUGGGUGAAGAGAAAGAAAUAAGACUUGUUAACUCAGGGAAGCCACGCCCAGAGAUGAGGCUGUAGCCCAAUUCCCAUGAUUCAGUCAGAAUCCUUUGCUAGCAUCCUAAACCUUGUGUGUGUUUUUCCUACAGCUUAUGACUUUGACACACUGGAAUUUGUCCGUUCCCCUGGUCCGACUUUAGUGAGCCACAAGGCUCACUUUUAAUUCCCUUCCUUGUGCUUUUGAGUAGCUAAAGUUGAGGACAGAAAAAUCAUGGAGCAGUCGAUUGUAACUAAACUGGAAAGGGCUCUGCCCCCUAGAAGGUGUCUACUUUGAACAUGUGUAGCUUUUCAUAUUGUGAAAUCAACCAUGUGAUACUUAAUCCAAAGUAACCAAAGACAACUGGCAGAAGGUGUUUUCUGCAAAAUAAAGGCAAUA
Nannospalax galili (Upper Galilee mountains blind mole rat) is the source of this 2003-nucleotide messenger RNA. It is a transcript of the gene Tbxt, whose product is annotated as T-box transcription factor T. NCBI's taxonomy places the organism in Eukaryota, Metazoa, Chordata, Mammalia, Rodentia, Spalacidae. Gene Ontology annotation, cellular component: nucleus. Gene Ontology annotation, molecular function: RNA polymerase II cis-regulatory region sequence-specific DNA binding; DNA-binding transcription factor activity, RNA polymerase II-specific. The transcript has 8 exons. Bases 194 to 1495 code for a protein of 433 amino acids. The record is from RefSeq and is a predicted model, not a curated record. Gene Ontology annotation, biological process: cell fate specification; regulation of transcription by RNA polymerase II; mesoderm formation.